This is a messenger RNA of Phytomonas sp. Hart1, 661 nucleotides long. The record is from the annotation of a GenBank genome assembly. NCBI's taxonomy places the organism in Eukaryota, Euglenozoa, Kinetoplastea, Trypanosomatida, Trypanosomatidae.
CUUAAUUUUUGUUUAACUACUACAAUCGCUAACCUUAAUUUAUAAUCCAAAUGUCCACUACCUACGAAGAGUUUUCUUCCAAGCUUGACCGCUUAGAUGGCGAGUUUUCGAAGAAGAUGGAGGAGCAGAACAAAAAGUUCUUCGCCGAUAAACCAGACGAGUCGACGCUUUCACCUGAAAUGAAGGAUCACUAUGAAAAGUUUGAAAAGAUGAUUCAGGAGCACACCGACAAGUUCAAUAAAAAAAUGCACGAACAUUCUGACCACUUCAAGCAAAAGUUUGCUGAGCUUCUUGAGCAACAAAAAAAUGCACAGUUUCCUUCUAAGUAGAGGAAAUUCAGGAGGAAGACUAUUGGAUCCUUAUCUAAUAUUUGAUAUAUAUAUAUUAGUUAUUUGGGUCUUUGUUAAUUUUCUUGAUAGAAACAGAAUCUAUACCAUUAAAGAUGUAUUUAGUUCUAUUAAGGCUACUUGGCGCGAAUGACGUAGAGACGAUAGAAAGUGGCCCAUAUAGAUUAACGUAAAAAAAAAACGGAAAUAUGAAACCAAUUUUUUUCUUCAUAUUUUAGUUUUUUUUUUCAUAUUUUAUUAAUAUAUCUAAUUUUUUUUUGUGAGAGAAAAAAUGAAAGUUACCUUAUACCUUUCGUAUAUUUGAAGGAUUAGUC